AACAGAGGUACGCUCAUGGCCUAGGGGUGGAGCAAGCCUGCGCCGGUCCACCGCCCCCUUGCUCCUCUCGCACCCUCUUCACACUGAAUAAUGACUUUUGCUCGCUCAGGCAGAGGCGUACGCCGGCCCAUUUUGCUCACGUGCGUACCUCUAACACGUACCUCCAACGCGACCAAAACAUUUGAGGUGCUCGAUGUAUGAACCAUGUUUGUCAUGGUAGGGAUUCCCUCUAUCUGAUAAUCACGACAGCUUCUACUCCCUUUGAGCUGCAUUAAUUUCUAUACUUGCUUGACCCCCUUGGAAACCGAGUUGUUCAGCUCCAAAGUUUCAAUCCCUUGGUGAGUUUAAGCAUCUUAGUAUUAUUGUCGACCACAAUCCAUGGUCCUCACAGGUGCGCACAUGUUGAGGGGCUCUGAGGUUUUUGCUCGUGAUAAGCAUCUGGAAGUUCUGUAUGCUAGUUCAUCUGAUCUUAAUCUGCUCAAGCCGAAGGUUUAUAAUGGACUCUCAUUCGGAACUCGAACACAAUACAUUUUGAGCCACUCUGAGCGGAGCGCAGAAAAGCCUCGUGGGUAGAUCAUUGGAAUCCCGUUACCAAUCCGUCGGCAGGAUUGUUGGUCAGGAUGGAACUUUGGUUAAAGGAUGAGUCCGAUGAUCCAAAGAGCCAGGCCUACAAAUUCGACUACCAUACAGGUUGCAUGAUCCAACCAUCCAUAGAAAGGCUGGUGGAGCAUUUAAAUCAAAUGCCAUCCCGACUCGAUACAGAAGCUCGCAACCUGCAAACUCAUGCUGAGGAUGCCAUUGAAGCAGAGAAGGAGAGGAAUUGGGAGUCCUCGUACCACGAGUAUGUACGGUUUUUGGAAAUUCUUCACAGUAUCGGGUUUGACCUCACGUUCGACCGCACAUUUAACAGAUAUGGGGAUUACUUGUGGGUUACCGCCUGGGCAAGCAUACCAUGCGCUUUGUACAAGCAAAUCAAGUUGGGAGAUUACGAAGGAGCCACUAUACAUCUUGGAGCUCUACGAGCAACACGGGACGAUGAGAUAUCUGAAAGACUUCCGAUGUUAGCCUAUGCAAGCAUCGACCAACACAUUAGAAUCGUAGAUUGGGAGACAAGCUACAUGCUCCAGAGACGCGGCCAAGUGGGGCUUUCGCAUGUUCUCGCAGAACGUGCUGUGAGGGACUUCCCACGUGACUGGCUUCUGAAUGCCGACACGCCUGCUGAGGCAACGUUGAGUCACCUUCUUGGCAACCAACACCGCAGGUUCCAGCAGUACGAGAAGGCUAAAGAAUGGCGAUUGGAAUUGAGAAAGUGGUUGCCCAGCAAUUUGUCGCUGGACGCUGAAGUGGAAAUUACCCUAGACGAUGUUUAUCUGCUCUGCGACAUGGAUGAUUUAGCGGCAGCUUCCCACAAGCUCCUCAAGGUGAAGCAGAGGAUCAGUGAUGUGAGCCUGAACCUGCAUCUCAGAUGGGUGUUGAGCGUGGAUAAUGCCUGGUGGCAAUGCAGGAGGUAUCUGGCUCUUCAAGACUCCCCACCCGAGGAGUUAUCAAAACAUCACUUGGAACAAUUUCAAACUAUCAUAACCUCAAUCAUGCGCCAAGCAUUAACGGUAAGCAAUGAAGAGUUUGUACCUCCUCCGAAUCUUACCGAGUCGUCACCGUACACCAGGCUGAUGCAGGAGGUAUCUAAUCCCGUGAGCUGCACUGAUGACUUCACAGACACCGUUCGUAUGAUAGAAAACUUUUUCAUUGUUAUGGAUAGAGCGCUCUCCCCUUCGAGCUCACAGGACGUAGGUGAUGAAGAGUUUCGAGAUUUUUACUGUGAAAAAAGUUCUGGUCAAACCAAGAGAGAUGCAUUCCUAAUUGAAAAUUUUGUCAACAUGGUGCCGGAAGAUUCUGGUUUAAAUUCUGGGACAUUGUGGCUCUCUGGAACCGUGGGUUUACGAGCGGAAAAAUCUCGGAUUUGGGAUUUUACAUAUAUCAAUUACCAAGUUUACCUCACCUCACUUGUCAGCUGUGACAUGCCUCUGCCCGGCAGCGACUGGAGUGUCAUCUACCAAGUUCUAUUUGCAUGGGCCGCACUGCCAUACGCACUGUGCUACCAUACGCAAUUCAAGGACUACGAACAUUCCAUCUGGUUCUUGCAGACAAUUCAAACCGCUAUAGUGAAUUUCCCCCAUGACCUGCUCACAAGGGGGGCUUAUGCAGCCGUUGCGAUGCAGGUGAGGAUGGCUGCGUGGGAGUGGAGUUGGGCGCUUCGUGAGGAAGGGAUGUUGGACAAGGCGGAGGUGCUUUCGAAGGUGGCAACGCAGAAAUUCCCACGCCCGUUUCUGGAUGACACCCGCAGCCCUGGAUUACCAGGGGUGUGCUGAGGCCUCGUUGUGUAAAUUAUUAGCCAAACUGUACAAGAAGUUGGGACAACCUGAUGAAGCCAGAAUCUGGGAUGCCGAGCUCACAAAGUAUGUGGCUCGACAAAAUGAUCCUCCCACUCACUUGCAAAAAGUAGUAGGUCGCGUCCCGCGCCCCAGAUCAGACCUUUCAAAGUAUCCACGAAUUGGUAACAUCUCUCCAUGUAUUCGACAUGCCAGACCCCCUCCCCGCUCCAGCGGAUUGUCAUCACCAGAGCGGAUGUUCAACGCCGAUCCAAACAACAGUUUCUUAUGACCAGGUUUAGCAUGUCUUGAUUGUGGCAGGGCAUGGUGGUGGAAUCGUUACAGAAACAAGCAUUCUUGUGAUCAUUGUACAUCCAAAAAAUUUGUGAAAAUACCAAUUAGGUCGGUAUGGAUUUGUACUUAUCUGAAACUCACAUCAGCCCCUUCAAAAGGAUCUGAUGCACAAGUUGCAAUGCUGUCAGGGCAAAUUUUGUCCUUCGGUUGGCCAAGACCCUGCACAACACUGGUUUAGACUCAUGGACUUAGACAGCUUGGUUGACAUUAUGAAAGACAGAGUAAGGCCUGUUGGCAGCUGCAGUGCGGUGUCUUUGUCAUUGCGUGUCUACACCUCGUGUACAUGUAGGUACCGUACCCUCAUGUGAGGGUAUCUGAAAUGCACAAGAGGUGUAAACAUAAGAUACCCUCAUCUCUUACCCACA
This is a messenger RNA of Physcomitrium patens, 3088 nucleotides long. The record is from RefSeq and is a predicted model, not a curated record. Lineage: Eukaryota; Viridiplantae; Streptophyta; Bryopsida; Funariales; Funariaceae.